Auanema sp. JU1783 is the source of this 651-nucleotide messenger RNA. Lineage: Eukaryota; Metazoa; Nematoda; Chromadorea; Rhabditida; Rhabditidae. The record is from the annotation of a GenBank genome assembly.
AUGGAAGGAGACGAGAAGAAAGUGCAAAAGGUAUAUCCUGUGCUUCAACAACCGCAAGAUGUAGAUAAGUCAACUCUCCCCGACAAAAAAGAAAGCGAAAAAAAAGAAAAAGUUCAAGAUUGUUCUGAUGUUGCUCUCUUGAUGAAGGCUAAUGAUUUCGCAGCUCGAAGACACCGUUUUCAAAAGCGCAAAGAUAACAGAACUCCAUACAUAAACCACCCUAUUGGAGUUGCAUUCAUCUUGACAAACGAAGCCAAAGUGUAUGAUGUGAUAACCUUAGCAGCAGCAUUACUUCAUGACGUUGUUGAGGAUACAAAAACUUCCCAUGAGGAGAUUUUGACCGAAUUUGGCGAAGAAAUUCAUAACAUCGUCAAAGAACUGUCAGAUGACAAAGACCUGCCCAAGGAUGUACGUAAGGCCAUGUGUAUUACAAGAGCACCUGAGCUGUCACAUAAGGCGAAACUAAUUCAUUUAGCCGACAAAUUGUAUAAUCUGAGAGACUUGAAACGUCAAACUCCUCAUGGAUGGGAGAAAAAGCGAAUAAAGGAAUAUUUCCAAUGGUCGAAACAGGUCAUUGAUGGAAUGCGUGGCUCUCAUUUGAUUCUUGAAGCUCUUUUAGAUGAUGUUCUUCUGUCCUACUGCCAAGAAUAA